This is a messenger RNA of Ogataea polymorpha, 2438 nucleotides long. RefSeq lists its product as uncharacterized. Lineage: Eukaryota; Fungi; Ascomycota; Pichiomycetes; Pichiales; Pichiaceae. The record is from RefSeq and is a predicted model, not a curated record. Gene Ontology annotation, molecular function: 3-beta-hydroxy-Delta5-steroid dehydrogenase (NAD+) activity; protein-containing complex binding. Gene Ontology annotation, cellular component: mitochondrion. Gene Ontology annotation, biological process: steroid biosynthetic process. The coding region runs from base 370 to 1533 and encodes 387 amino acids. The transcript has 3 exons.
CAAAAGAUGGCUCUUCAAACUCCCCAGCAGAGAAAGGCGAACCAGAAGUUUGCAAAGAAGAACGAAAAGCGGGCUGGCAAGCCUAAACAGUUGCAGAAGAAAAAACAACUCCCGUUGUCGACGGGUUGGAUUGUUCUGCUUGUUUUCUUGCUUGUUGGUGGCGGUGUCCUUGAGGUGUUGAGAAUCUUCUUUUGAGAAGGGGGGUUAUCUGUGAAUAGAGGCGAAAUAGGCACCGCAGGUGGAUGUGACUGCGAGCAGUUGUCUGGAUCUUGUCAGGGUGGCUCGCUCCUGACUAUCGUUGGCGUGUGAAAAAACAUGUGCAAGGGUGUCGAUAUAAAAAGUGGAGUAGAGAAAUAAAUAAUUAUCACCAUGUCCCUGUCCUUUGUUCGUCGCGUGCACCGUUUUCCCUUUAAGAGCGACAUUUCUAUCACCCGGCGGGGCGAGGUGCGGAUUCUCCAGGGCUCGGGCGGCCGCUCGUCCAGAACAGGCUUCACGGCAACCGUUUUUGGAGCAACAGGGUUUUUGGGCCGGCUCCUUGUUUCAAAACUGGCCAAACACGGCACAAUCCUGGUGUGCCCGUUCCGCAACGAGAUGGCAAAAAGACAGCUCAAGCCAAUGGGAGACCUGGGAGUUGUCAAUUACAUAGAAUGCGACAUCAGGAACCUGCGGUCGCUGGAGGAGAGCGUUUGUCGCUCAGAUAUAGUGUUCAACCUGAUUGGGUCGGACCAGAACACCAAGAACUUCUCGAUGGAGGACGCGAACGUGGAGGCCAUCAGACGCAUUGCGGAGCUCUGCACUGCGUAUGAGGUUCCACGAUUGAUUCACGUUUCGAGCUACAACGCGGACCCGAACUCCAAGUCUCAGUUUUUUGCUACCAAGGGCCAAUCGGAGAUCGCUGCCAGAGAGGCGUUUCCAGACGUGACGAUUGUGCGUCCUGGACCGAUGUACGGCCGGAACUCGGCGUUUUUGAACGACCUUCUUCCCCUGCAGGGAUUUGGAGAAAACAUCAAGUACAGAAGCACUGUGUAUCCUGCGCACGGGUUGCAAGUUGCAGCUGCUCUGGAGAAAAUUGGCUUUGACGACUCCACAACGGGAAAAGUGUACGAGUUGCACGGCAACGAGCCGUAUUCAAGAGCAGAGCUUAGGGAAAUGCUGAACUAUAUCCGCCAUCUUGGCAUGUAUGGCUACUUCCCGGCAGCAGCAGGCUACUCAAUUCCUACACCAGAGAUCGUGUACAAAGCGUGGUGCUGGCUCAACGAGAAACUGAACUCUAACCUAACAGCCAUCAAUUACGACUAUUAUGUUAGAUCCGACAUGAACCACCAGCUGGACCCUAACGCUCUCAAAUUCGAGGACCUUGACAUGGUUCCUGACGAGCUGGCAGAUUUCCUAUACAAGUACGUCAAGCCACACAUCCUGGCGUCUUCACAGUCGCUAAACAGGACGGUGUACGACCGGGACGAGAUCCUCAAGCUGCGGGCGUUUGUCAACACACCAAAGGACAACUUCGACCUGCUCAACAUGAAGGAUUAACUUUAUUUGUUUAUUUAUUCCAGCGAUGAUUAAGAAAACCGAGAUCUUCGUCCUCUGAACUUAGCCCGUCGAUCCCCUCUUCUGCGUUGUUGUGAGUUGGCGUUUUUUUGGUGGAACGGUUGGGUUGACGUAGAGACUCCUGAAACUUGCGCAGUUUCUCUAGCGUGGGGUCUGUGUGGCUGGUUGGAGCAUCUACAGCAGAGUCCUGUAAACGCUCUUGCGCAUUCCCUGCUGGCAAUACAGUCUCUGGCACCGUUGUAGUCGUUUUGGUCACAGGUUUGUCCUUCUCCUCCCUCUCCUUCUUUUGCGCACGCUUCACUUUUUUAAUCGGCCGCAUUCGUAUCUGGACGUCUGUUGCGUCCUCCUCUUCGUCCUCGUCAAAACUCAAUAACACCUGUUUUCGAGCAGUUUUCACCUCCGUAUUAUGGAUCGCUUCCUGUUUUUCCUCCUGGAUGUUCCACACAUUUUCAAGAAUCUCGCCGCCAAUUCCCUUCACCGCGUACUGCAGAACACCAUCCUCGUCUUUCACUGUACCCGAUCCAGCUAGGUUGCGCAGCCAGUAUACGGCGUCGCCUCUCACCUUGCCAAGGAUGGUCCAGUCGGCCAGCUCGUCUCCUACCUGUGUGGUGAGCGUGAUGGCAUAUCUUCCCGGCUUUGUGGUGUCUGCAGCCACCAUGUAAGGCUUUGAAAACCGGAUUCGCGAAUUGCUCUCUUUCGGAAUGAUCUGGCCGCCCGAGGCUGUCAACUCUAUGUAUUUCUCGGUGACCCUCGUGAUGGUCAUCUGGUCGCCGUGCAUGACAUGCUCGGCAAACGUGCGUGUACCAUUGGGUAUCUGUUUGGCAAAUAGAGCCACCUCCAUUGGCCCCCUGAUCGACCUCCAUCGAACAGCUCCCGAUGUGGCAGGC